AUGGAUAACACAGAUUUAAAAAAUUUAAUUGAUGAUUUAGUAUUUAAUCAAAAUUUUCUUAAUUAUUAUGAUUUAAAAGCAUAUCUCCAAAAACAUAAUAAUAAUAUAACGGGUGAUGAUAUGGAAUAUUAUUAUCCAUAUUAUAAAAAUGAAAUUUUGAAAUAUCAUGAUAAAAUAAUUUCUAAAAUUAAAGACAAAAUUAAAAAUAAUGAAUAUUCAAAGGGAAAAACUAAAUCACAACUUAAACAAUUGAAAGAUUUCAAAAAUAAAGUAUUAACAGAAGAAGAUAUUGAUGAAUUAUAUAAUUUAUAUAAUCCUGAGCCGCAAAAAACAAAGGAACAACAGCUAAAGGAACAAAACACCCAGGUCCUUCAGACCAUAAAUGAUGCACAAGCUUUAAUUUAUGAUUCAUUAGUUAAACCAUAUUCAGCCCGACUUUUAAAUGAAGAUCAACUUUUGGAAUUCAUCCUUCAACAUAAACUCGAAGCGGGAAAGUAUAUCAAACCUUUAUAUACAGCAUAUUUAAAACAAAUGAAUAGAAUACAUCCAGAAUUAAUGAAGGGGGGAAUGAAAGCCAAAAUCAAAGCAGAUAAAAUUAAACCACUUGCAACACCAAAACCUCCAACGACAGUACCACCUCCUCCUUCAGUUAAUCCUUCAUCAUUCACUUUAUUAUAUCCAUUUCAAACAUUAA
Molecule: messenger RNA, 694 nt
Organism: Trichomonas vaginalis G3
Lineage: Eukaryota; Parabasalia; Trichomonadida; Trichomonadidae
Exons: 1
Source: RefSeq, a predicted model, not a curated record